Messenger RNA from Ceutorhynchus assimilis (cabbage seed weevil), 2755 nucleotides. NCBI's taxonomy places the organism in Eukaryota, Metazoa, Arthropoda, Insecta, Coleoptera, Curculionidae. The record is from the annotation of a GenBank genome assembly.
GCUUUUGUUAUUGCACUGAAAAGAACUGACGAGUUCAAAAUGUUUCAUCUGUAACUAGCAAAGUAAUGCAAUGGGAACUCGAUUUUUCUCUUCCUGAUUAGAUUUCGUCAUACGUUAAGAAUUUACACAUUUGCUAUUAGAUAAAACUUUUUACAGACAUGUGAAGAACGAGAAGGAGUCCUCAACAUUCAACAAAAUCAAAUUGUUAACUUGACAGCUAGAGUUCCGGGAGCUAGAGAAUUUGCUGGGUGCCAAUUUAGACCUAUUAUUCCUACAACGACACCAGCACCUUUGUAUACCAUUAAUAUACCUACACCGAGAAAGAGAACUACUGAUGGCAACAGAGGUACAGUUACAAUAAAAAUGACAUCAACUACAGCAAAAAUCACAGCCACCACAACCACUACAACAUCUACACCUAUAGAAGAAACCACUGCAGCUACCUAUAAAACCACUCUAGAAGAUUUGAGUAGCUUUCCCACAUCAACAAUAUUUCCAACUGAAGAAACUCAAUUUUAUUUCUCAACUAUUUUAGAUGAUAUACAAGAAUCCACAACAGUAGAUUCAACAUUUACCACUGUGGAAUCCACGUUAUCAACUGAACCUCAAACAAUAAACUAUAAGAAAGCACCAAUUAAAAAACGUUCUGUACCAAUUAAAACCCAAAUUUCUAAACCUUUUAGACAAGGGAGAUUUAUUAAUUGUCAUAAUUCUAGAAGAUUUAGAAGCUCUAGAGAGAGAUGGUGGUUUAUAGCUGUCAGUAAUUGUAAUGAAACUAAGGGAAUUGACAUAAAUUAUCAACUUUUAAUGACCAAUGGACCUCCUGGCGAUUAUUGGCACGAACAUUUUUCAGCUGAUGAAUUUUACAUAUUACCAAUUCUGUUAGCAUUUUCAGUAGCUUAUUCAUUUCUAAUGCUAGGAAUUACUGUUUGCUCCUUAGAAUUGAAACAAAGGCAGUUAUUACACACGACUUACAAAAUUUUCGUGUUAUCAUGCGUUCUUCAAUUAUUUGGCAUAUUGGUGAUAAGCAUUGUUUAUCUUAAGAUGGCUGUUAGUGGCAGGGAAUCUCCCAAAUUCAAAAGAGUUGGAAGCAUGCUUUUAGGAUCUUCAGAAACCCUUUUCCUUCUUCUCCUGCUCCUUCUAGCAAAAGGAUUUACUAUAACAAGAGGUCGUUUGCCAUUAAAAGCCACCGUGAAGCUAACAAUAUUCAUGUGCCUUUAUGUAACAACCUAUUUGACGAUAUUCGUAUAUGAAGCAUUGGUUUUUGAUCCUGGAGAAGUGCUCUAUCUCUAUGAAUCUCCUGCAGGAUAUAGCCUAAUCAUGUUGAGACUCUGCGCUUGGAUUAUGUUCAUUUAUUCUACUGUAUUUACCUUGAAGAAGUAUCCAGAGAAGUCAAACUUUUACUAUCCCUUCAAUUUAUUUGGAACUGUAUGGUUUGUGGCUGGACCAGCAUUUAUCAUAUCAGCAAACACUUACAUUGACAAAUGGGUCAGAGAGUCUGUAGUAUGGGCAGUAUUGUUGUUUAUAGCUUUUGGUGGACAUCUCAUGUUUUUGAUUUUAACAAUGCCUAGUGUUGCCAAUAAGAAUUUCCCUUAUCACGUACGCACUACACAAAUAGGUAUAAUGGAAGUAAAUGGCAAUGCUGGAAGCAGCACUAUUGAACAUUUUGGACAUCAUAUUUACGAACCUAGCAUGCGAGAGCACACUGUUAUUAUUCCAUUGACGAGAAGAACUGAAGAAAUAUUUGAAGGAAUGUAUAAUCAAAAAAGAUUCUCAAGACCCCAAAUUACCGAACUACCGACAAAUAACGAAACCCUAGAAACCCCCAAAGAUACAAUAAUGGAAAACGUUCUGAAAUGGUCAAUGGCUAAAAACAUACCAGCACUCGACUUUCCUGGUUUCGGCGAAAUCAAAAACAAAAGGGACAGCAUCGGUUCAGCAACAUCAAAAUUGACAGAGAACAGCUAUCAGAAUGGUUUAAACACGAGACGGCCAUCUUUAAGUAAUCAUUUGACCGUUGAAAAUCAAAAUAUUACUGCUAAUUAUGAAGAUUUGGUUGGUCGAGUGCCUAUUGAAUUGUUUACUGUGUCUAAAUUGGUGGAAAAUUCCGGUAGUGGAGUUGGAAAAUGAACAUUUCCUGAAAGUGAGCCACUAGAAUACCUACUAAUACACUGAAUAUUCUCAUAAUAUUAGAUUUGGACUGUUUAAUUGAAAUAAUUUAUAAUGUAGGUACUUUUUUAAUACUCGUUGUUUUGUAGUGUCGUGUUUAUAUCAAUUAACUUUUUAAUUAGUAUUAUGAUUAUGUAUAUGUGAACGCACAAAAAUUAGUUACCAGCUAAGUUAUGAAAAUUAAAUACCUCUAUAUUUAGGUUCAGGCACAAUUAAUUUAUUUUAAAAAUUGUUUCUCAGGUUUAUUUUUAAUUUUGAAUUAUGCUUUCAUGCAUUUUUGAUAUUAUUAAUUAAGGAAUAAUUGCAUGUGAGUCAAAUUAUAUUUCUCCGAUCGAUAUUUUUUUCAGCCAUAUUUUUAUUUUUGUCAUAAAUAAUAGUAAUAUAGGAGACAUGAUGAUUUAAUUGAUACACAUUGAUAUUUUCUUCAAAAACAAAUAUAAAUAAUAUUUUAAUUAGGCGUAUCCUGAUUCGGUUAAGUGAUUUAUAGCUCAAAAAAAUCUCAUUAGUUCAAUAUUGCAAGAUCAUUUUUUUAUAACGAGCAUAUGUAGGUACAAAAUUGAGUAAAUAAAUUAAGUACUUAGUUCAA